Patiria miniata (bat star) is the source of this 1065-nucleotide messenger RNA. RefSeq names its product 5-hydroxytryptamine receptor 4-like. Gene Ontology annotation, molecular function: G protein-coupled receptor activity. The transcript has a single exon. Gene Ontology annotation, biological process: G protein-coupled receptor signaling pathway. Bases 1 to 1065 code for a protein of 354 amino acids. The record is from RefSeq and is a predicted model, not a curated record. Gene Ontology annotation, cellular component: membrane. NCBI's taxonomy places the organism in Eukaryota, Metazoa, Echinodermata, Asteroidea, Valvatida, Asterinidae.
AUGACUUCGGAUUGUAACGUCACCCUGGACCAACAACCUGCACCGAGUGACGAUUUCACAAACCAGGUGUAUUUUAGUUACGCGCAGAGGCAGGUGAUCGCAGCGGUCCUUGCACUAGUCUCUACCGUGGGACUCUUCGGUAACUCCUUGGUUAUUAUUGCUGUUGUCCUCUCCAAGCGUCUUCACCGUACGACCAACCUCUUCGUCCUGAACCUGGGCCUGACGGACUUGCUUACUUGUGCCUUCCUCCCCGUGCAGUCCGUGGCAGUCCUGAGCGAGUGUGUCUCGCCUUUGCUGGGCACCGUCUGCGCCUUUGUUGGGUUCCUGAGUGUCACCUGCUUGUCCUGCAGCAUCAACAAUCUCCUGUGCAUCGCUCUCAAUCGCUUCUUCCUCAUCAUCAAGGAUCGCAGCACCUAUCGUCGGAUCUACCGGCUCCGUAACGCCGUCCUCAUGAUGCUAGCCACCUGGCUGAUACCCAUCGCCACUGUAGCGAUCCCGGCCUUGACCGGGUAUAUCACCCUCGGUUUUGACCCCAAGGAUUCCUCCUGUUCAUGGGUUGCCUCCAAGUCCAGCCCCAACUACAGCUACGUCAUCUUCGGUACCUGCAUCCCGCUCCAGUUCACCCUCAUCAUCUGGAGCUACACUCGGGUCUUCAGUUUCAUCCGAAGACACACCAAAUCAGUGGCCCACUUAGAGAAAGCUGCCAAGCCACGACCGACGACCCUCCACGUAUCCGAGGUGAGCAGCCGAGACGAAACGAAGGAGGAACCCCUGCCCCGGCGCUGUCAGCCUUUCAAGCUCCAGUAUGAGGUCACCAAGAACCUUUUCCUGGUCUUAGUGCUCUUCAUGAUUUGCGUGACCCCCUUCGGAGUUUCCCUUGCCCUCGCGGCCUUGGACAUCUCCGGUACCGGCAGGGCGUUACCUUUCACCGCUACGUUAUUGACUAUCAACAGUUGCCUCAAUCCGAUCAUAUAUGCCUUAAAGCACCCUCAUUUUCAAAUUGUUUUUCGGUGUAUCCUGAGAGGACAGUUUUCAAAGAUACCCGAUCGAAUCAAGUUUCCGUAA